UGCAGGAUGGAGUGCAAGGACGUGGCGGCAGAGACGCUCUACGACGUGCUGCAUGACAUCGAGUACCGGAAAAAGUGGGACACCAACGUCAUCGAGACCUUCGACAUCGGGAAGCUGACCGUCAACUCCGACGUGGGCUACUACGCCUGUGAGGAGGGGGACGGGGGGUCCCGGGGGGGGAGCCGAGCCCCGGGGCUGUCGUGGCUGCCCCGGGCCACCGACUACAUCAUCAUGAACUACUCGGUCAAGCACCCCAAAUACCCCCCUCGGAAGGACAUGGUGCGAGCGGUCUCCAUCCAGACGGGCUACCUGAUCGAGGGGACGGGAGCCACGAGCUGCACCAUCACCUACCUGGCGCAGGUGGACCCCAAAG
Messenger RNA from Nipponia nippon (crested ibis), 373 nucleotides. NCBI's taxonomy places the organism in Eukaryota, Metazoa, Chordata, Aves, Pelecaniformes, Threskiornithidae. The record is from RefSeq and is a predicted model, not a curated record.